Molecule: messenger RNA, 1964 nt
Organism: Chaetomium fimeti
Lineage: Eukaryota; Fungi; Ascomycota; Sordariomycetes; Sordariales; Chaetomiaceae
Product: kinase-like domain-containing protein
Exons: 3
Coding region: 160-1503 (447 amino acids)
Source: RefSeq, a predicted model, not a curated record
CUAGGCCGGGGUUGCUGCUGUUGCUGUUGUUGCUGCUGCUGCUGUUGCGGGAGGUUGGCCGACAAAACAUCACCACAUCAACAUCGUGGAGGAUUCACUGUUUCAUUCCCACGAAACACAUAAUCCGACUCGGUAUUGGAUUAAUAUUUAGUCAAUACCAUGGCUGGACGUGUGCGCCAACCCAUUGACACUGGGGCGCUGGAGAGAUGGAUUUCCAAGAAUGUUCCCCAGAUUGAGGUGCCCUUGGACGUCAAGCAGUUCGGCUUUGGCCAAUCCAACCCGACCUACCAAUUGACCGCCGCCGACAGCCGCCGCUAUGUUCUCCGCAAGAAGCCGCCAGGACGGCUGCUGUCCAAGACGGCACACAAGGUCGAGCGCGAGUACCGCAUCAUCCACGCCCUCGAGAAUACCGACGUACCCGUGCCUAGGGCGUACUGCUUGUGCGAGGACACCUCUGUCAUCGGAACGCCCUUCUACAUUAUGGAAUUCCUCGACGGCCGCAUAUUUGAGGACCCGGUAAUCCCCAGUGUCCUGCCCGAGAACCGCCGCGCCAUUUGGGCCGACGCCGUUCGCACCUUGGCCAAGCUGCACCGCAUCGACCCGCGCUCCAUCGGCCUCGAGACUUUCGGCAAGCCCUCGGGCUUCUACAAUCGCCAAAUCGCUACCUGGCGCUCUGUGUGCGACGCCCAGGCCGCCGUCCGCGAUGUCGAGACCCGCGAGACCGUCGGCCCGCUCCCCCACUUCGCCGACCUGAUGGCCUUCUUCUCCGACGAGCGCCAGCAGCCCGCCGACCGCGGCACCCUCAUCCACGGCGACUUCAAGAUCGACAACCUCGUCUUCCACAAGACAGAGCCCCGCGUGAUCGGCAUUCUCGACUGGGAGAUGUCCACAAUCGGCCACCCCCUCUCCGACAUCUCCAACCUGCUCACCCCCUACUUCACCGCCCGCCUCGACCCGCGCCGCUCCGUGAACGUCCACCCGGGCUUCCUCCCGCGCGCCACGCGCGGCCUGCCCGACCCGGACGAGAUCACGACCCUCUACUUCAGCGUGGCCGCCGCCCCCUCCCCCAGCAACCCGCCGCCCACCUCCUCCCUCGAACUCAGCCUCCACAGCAGCAGCCACCACCACCACCACCACCAUGGCAGCCACACCAGCGGUGGCGGUGGCGGGUCGGAGAACCCGGACAAGCGCCGCGAGCUGCAGUGGGCGCAGGCGUUCAACAUCUUCCGCCUGGCCGCCAUCUGCCAGGGCAUCGCGGCGCGGCAGGCCGGGCGGCAGGCGAGCAGCGAGCAGGCGCGGCGGUACGGCGACGCGCGGGCGCCGCUGGCCGAGUUUGCGUGGGAGCUGGUGCAGAGCGCGCGAUCGGCUAGCGGUGGGGGCGGAGGUCAUGGGGGUGGUGGUGGGCAUAACGGUGGGGGUGGUGGGCAGGGGGGGCAUGGAGGUGGUAGUGAGAGUGAUGGGAGCGGUGGUGGUGGUGGGGAGGGGAGGGAAUCGAAGCUGUGAUUUGUUUUUUUUUUGAGUCUUGGUUUAUUUCCGUAUGUUUGUUUAUCAUGGUUUGGUUUUCAGUUCCUCCCUUUCCUCUUGGUUGUCUGUGGUGUGGUGGAGGCAAGGGCGGCGGGCAUUGCAUGUGUGGGAGAGAGAGCAUACUAGAGCACGGUAGAGCAUAUAUCGCGCUAGAUUAGACCUACCAAGUACGCACGAGGAGUGGCCGGCAUCGCAAGACAAGCAAGCACGCAUAUAUGUGAUGAUGCUAUACAUUCCUACCCAGACGUACCCUCAAAACCCAUCCAGUUAUCCCUCGACGCUUCUAGAGAAUGAUGCUGAAUAUGUAGUUAUUUACUUAACCUCUCCACAGCACCCAGUAAACAAACAAGACACCCAUCAAUGCGACUUGAUAUGUAUUCCCCGCUCAUGAUAAACUACCUAACUAGAUAAAAAGGCACGGCGCGGUGCCCAUUCGCUGC